Molecule: messenger RNA, 8488 nt
Organism: Zootoca vivipara (common lizard)
Lineage: Eukaryota; Metazoa; Chordata; Lepidosauria; Squamata; Lacertidae
Source: RefSeq, a predicted model, not a curated record
AAGGUCACCCAGCAGCUGCAUGUGGAGGAGCGGGGAAGCGAACCCAGUUCACCAGAUUACGAGUCCACUGCUCUUAACCACUACACCACACAGGCUCCCUGUUGAUGCAGGAAUGACAACAGUUGCCAGACAGUAGGAGGUGAAAAGUGAACAAGAAAGUGGAUAUGGUAGCUGAGGUGUGGCAGGACAUGCUCCACAGCAAACUGAAGAAAAGAAAUGGGAGACAUAGAAGUGGGUGUGGAAGACUGAGCCAGAGGAGGGAGGAAAAAGACAGCAAGGGAAAGGAAAAACAUUUGCUGGAGGCCCAACCUGUAUGAAUCAAAUUAUGAAAAUGCACCUCCCCUCUAAACAACUGUACAGAUACCUGCAGUUGAGGAUUACACUUCAUGCAUCUGAUGAAGAAGACUUUAGUCCAAAUGUCAUAAUAAAACUUGUUAGUGUUUAAGGUGCCACAAGACUCAACAGCAGGACAAGUGACAAUCAUUAUUGAGUACCUCAAUGGAUUUUUAUAAGUCUAUGAUAAUAAGCAAGAAAUAUAUUAAACAUUGCAAACCUACCGAAACAUUUAUGGGACAUGUACCAUACUUCGAGCACAAGGUGGUGCUAUUACACAACACAAAACAAAUAGUCAAGGACCAGAAACUGCUCUCCAGGAGGCCUGUGUCUGUGAGACAAAGGAAGCUCAAGAAGAAAGACAGCAGAUCUUCAUUACAAAAGGCACCAUAACCAUUUCUAGAUUUAAAUACAGGAUAAAGGAUUUGUCUUGCAAACAUACACUGGACAAUCAACGGUGGCAGUUGUAUUAGAAAGAAUCACCCUGCGUUUCAGAUCUGACUGGAGGUGAGGCUGGGGGAAUGGAAAUACCUGCCAACCUCAGGCAAGUUAUGUUUAUUUCCUUAUAUCUUUGUGCAUGUGUAGCAAUGGGUGAGUCCUUCCGCUAUUCAGUGCCAGAGGAAAAGAAAAGUGGGUUUCUGGUAGCAAAUGUACUGAAAGAUUUGAAAGUAGAUGCAAAGGAGCUGUCUGCUCGGAGAGCCCGGCUGGUUUCUAAGGGCUCCAAACAGUAUUUUCAGCUGGAUCCUCAUUCUGGGGAUGUGACAGUAAAGGAUAAAAUAGAUCGAGAGUCCCUGUGUGGUCAGAAUGAUCCUUGUCUUCUACUCUCGGAAAUCUUGCUGGAAAAUCCAUGGCAGCUGCAUAGAAUUGAAGUUCAGAUAGAGGAUGUGAAUGAUAAUUCCCCAAAAUUCUCUAAAAAUCAAUUCCAUCUUGAAAUACCUGAGCAGACUCCUGUGGAUAUCAGAUUUCCAUUGGAAACAGCAGAAGAUACAGACAAUGGAGAAAAUGCUGUUCAGAACUACACCCUUAGUCCUAAUGAACAUUUUAGGCUGGAUGUGCAAAGUCACAGUGAUGGCAGCAAAUACGCAGAACUGGUGUUAGAGAAACCACUAGAUCGCGAGGAGAUUCCACAGAUUUCCCUUAUUCUGUCAGCAGUUGAUGGAGGGAUCCCAAAAAGAACUGGAACAUCACAAAUUAUUAUUGAUGUUCUGGAUAACAAUGAUAAUCUUCCUCAAUUUGAACAAUCUGUGUACAAAGUGAGACUAAUGGAAAACAGCCCAUUGGAUACACCGGUUGUAAAAGUGGAAGCCACUGACAAGGAUAUUGGUUCCAAUGCUGACAUCACUUACUCAUUCAGCCAAGUGCCAGAAAAUGUGCAGAGAUCAUUCAGGUUAAACAAACAAACUGGGGAACUUACAACUGCAGCAACAAUUGAUUAUGAAGAAAGCACAAAUUAUGAGAUGAAAAUCAGAGCCACAGAUGGAGGGGGACUUUCUGCUUACUGUAAAGUCUUUGUGGAGAUUGAGGAUGAAAACGACAAUGCGCCAGAGAUUACCAUCACAUCCAUCACCAGUCCCUUACCUGAGGAUUCUCCUCCAGACACAGUGGUGGCGCUUUUCAGUGUCACAGACGUGGACUCUGGAGACAGUGGCAGAAUUGCCUGCACCACUGAAGUAAACCUGCCAUUUGUGCUCAAACCCACAGAGAACAACUAUUACCAGCUGGUGACCCAACAGCCACUGGACAGAGAACAAGCCUCUGAGUAUAAUAUCACCAUCACGGCCACUGACAGAGGCUCCCCCAGACUCACUUCCACAAGAAUACUUCAUGUGGAAAUCUCAGAUGUCAAUGACAACCCUCCAGUGUUUGAAAAGCCAUUCUAUGAAAUGCAAUUAAGAGAAAACAAUAUUCCUGGUCUUCUGAUUGGUUUUGUCCAUGCUGUUGAUCUGGACACAGCGCAGAAUGCCAAAGUGACCUACUCGCUUUUGCCUGGGAAGGUCAAUGAUGGCCCCAUUUCCUCUUACAUCUCCAUCAACUCUGAAACGGGGAACCUGUAUGCUAUUCGGUCUCUGGAUUAUGAGGAAGUAAAAGAUUUCCAUGUCACGGUGAGGGCUGUGGAUUCAGGUUCCCCUCCACUGAGCUCAGAAGUUACGAUCCGCGUUCAGGUUGUGGAUGAAAAUGACAAUGCCCCCUUCAUCCUCUACCCUCUCCAGAAUGGCACUUCCCCCUCGAAUGACCUGGUUCCCCGAGGGGCAGAGACUGGCUACCUGGUCACCAAGGUGGUGGCUGUGGACAGGGAUUCUGCUCAGAACUCUUGGCUUUCCUAUCAGCUGCUGAAGGCCACAGAACCGGGUCUGUUCACGGUGGGGGCCCAGAAUGGAGAAGUGACCACUCUGAGGCCAGUCAGUAACCGAGACAGCUUCAAGCAGAAUCUGGUUGUGGUCGUCCGAGACAAUGGACAUCCUCCCCAGUCCACCUCUGCCACGCUCAGAAUCCUUCUAGUGGACGGCUUCUCUGACCCUUAUCUGAAAAGUGUGGCUCUCCCAAAGGAGGAAACAGCGGAGGAAGAAGACCCCAACCUGACUAUGUAUUUGAUCAUCUGCUUGGCUGCCAUCUCAAGUAUUUUUCUCAUUUCUGUAGUGGCGUUUAUUGUAAUCAAGUUGCAGAAACGUGAGAAGUUCAUAGCAACCUACAACUCUGCAGCCAAUUUCCCUGUGGGACCUGAUUCCCAGGAGAUCUCUGCGGAUCCUGGUGCUGGAUCUCUAUCUCAGGCUUACAACUAUGAGGUGUGCUUAGCUGGUGGGUCUCUGAACAGUGAGUUCCGCUUUCUCAGGCCCCUAUUUCCUGUUUUCUCUGUGGAGCCUCCUAACACUCAGGUGAAUCCAAGGAGUUCCAAUGAUUCUGAGGGAGUCCCAAGUCAUCCAGAGGAAAGUCAACAUGUGGUACAGGUGAGUGUAGCAUUUGAAUCCCUUCUGUAUGGUUCAAUUUCAGAUUUCUCUCUCUCUAGUUUGAUAAUAAUUUUCAUUAAAAGAUACAGUAAAUCUGAACCUUUCCUGUUCAGUAUAAUGUGCACUGCAUUCAGCGUGAUUUUCAGAAUCUUAGUGAUUUUUCAUGCUCAGCCACACGGUGCCAUGGGAGACGGCUACAGAAAGGAACAAGGUCUGUAUUUUUUGCUUUUCCUUUGUCUUCCUGGAGCACUAAGUAUUUCACUUCACUAUUCUGUGCCCGAAGAAAAGAAAAGGGGGUCUUUGGUGGCUAAUGUGCUGGAGGAUUUGAAACUGGGAAAAGGGGAGCUCUCUGUUCGCAGAGCCCAGCUUGUUUCUAAGAACAGUAAGCAAUAUUUUCACCUUGAUACCCACUCAGGGAAUUUAUUGAUAGAUGAUAAAAUAGACCGAGAAACAUUAUGUGGCCAGAGUGAUCCUUGCUUAUUACAGUCUGAAAUUGUGUUGCAAAAUCCCUUAAAGAUCUUCAGUAUUGAAAUCAAGAUAGAAGACGUAAAUGAUAAUGUCCCCAAUUUCUCUAAAAAGGUAUUUGAUCUGGAAAUUCCUGAAAAUGUCUCUCCAAAUACACAUUUCCCCUUGGAAUCUGCCCAAGAUGCGGACCUGGGGGAAAAUAACAUCCAAAACUACACGCUCAGUCCCAAUGAGCAUUUCAUGCUUAGCAUGGAGAGCAACAAGAAGGGAAGGAAAUAUGUGGAUCUUGUCCUGAAGAAACCACUGGACAGGGAGAAGGAGCCACACUUGGAACUGACUCUCACAGCUGUGGAUGGAGGGGAGCCACGGAGAACCGGCACAGUUAAAAUAAAUAUUGAUGUUCUCGACAAUAAUGAUAAUUCCCCACAGUUUACACAGACGGAAUAUAAAGUAAGGUUAAAGGAAAACAGUCCUCAGGACACCCUGAUAUCCAAAGUGGAAGCUACAGAUUUGGAUUUUGGUUCCAAUGCACAAAUUGCCUACUCAUUCUACAGAGUGCCUGCAGAAAUUUACGAUUUGUUCCACCUAAAUGAAGUCACGGGGGAAAUCACCCUUUCUGGUCAGCUUGAUUAUGAAAAAGAAACCAGCUAUGACAUGAGCAUCAGAGCAACAGAUGGAGGGGGCCUUUCAGGUCACUGCAAGGUCCUGGUAGAGACUGAGGAUGUGAAUGACAAUGUUCCUGAAGUGUCCAUCAUAUCCAUCACUAGUCCUUUGGCAGAAGAUUCUCCCCUGGAGACCCUUGUUGCUCUCUUCACCAUUGCAGACCGAGACUCUGGAGACAAUGGCAGAACCAUGUGCUCUGUGGAAGUAAACCUUCCCUUUAUGUUAAAACCCACUAUGGAUAACUAUUACCAACUUGUGGUCCAAAGUCCCUUGGACAGAGAGAAGAUCUCAGAGUAUAAUGUCACCAUCACAGCUGUUGACCAGGGUUCCCCCAGGCUCACUUCCACAAGAAUCAUUAACGUUCAAAUCUCAGAUGUCAAUGACAACCCUCCAGUAUUUGAAAAGUCUUCAUGGGAAAUGCAGAUACGGGAAAACAAUAUUCCAGGACUGCUCAUUGGCUCAGUCCAUGCUGCUGAUCUGGACACUGAGAAGAAUGCCAAGAUCACCUACUCCCUUUUGCCUGGGAAGGUCACUGAUGGCCUUGUGGCCUCUUACAUCUCAAUCAACUCUGAAAGCGGAAAUCUGUAUGCCCUCCGAUCUCUGGAUUAUGAGCAGAUCAAAGAUUUCAAAGUGAUGGUGAGGGCUACAGAUGGAGGAUCUCCUCCCCUCAGCUCAGACGUUACUGUCCGAGUCGUAAUCAUAGAUGAAAACGACAACGCUCCCUUCUUCCUCUACCCUCUUCAGAACAGCACAUCCCCCUGCAAUGAGCUGGUCCCCAAGUCGGUGGAGUCUGGCUACCUGGUCACCAAGGUGGUGGCUGUGGAUGGAGAUUCUGGCCAGAACUCGUGGCUUUCCUAUGAGCUGCUGAAGGCCACAGACCCUGGUCUUUUCAGCAUAGGAGCCCAGAAUGGGGAAGUGAGAACCAGGAGAGCCCUGAGCGAGCGAGACACCAGCAAGCAGAGACUCAUGAUAGUGGUGAGGGACAACGGGCUCCCUCCCCAGAGCAGCACUGCAAUGCUCCAUGUCCUUCCCGUGGGUGGCUUUUCGGAUCCUUAUAUGAAGGCUGUGGAGAUUAGUAAAGACCAACAUGAAGAAGAUGGGAGCUUGACCUUGUAUUUGGUGAUCUGCCUGGCUGCAGUCUCCUUUGUGUUCCUCGUUUGCAUUGUUUCCUUUGCUGCCAUCAAGAUCUGCAGGAGGGAUCCCAGGGAAAGUUUUAUUGCUGCCCCUCCUCACUUCCCACCUGCCAGACCCGACAUCCCAGAGAACUGUGGGGAUUCUCAGAGCGGGUCGCUUUCCAGGAGUUACCACUACGAUGUUUGCUUAACCGGUGGGUCCUUAAGCAGCGAGUUCAGGUUCCUCAGGCCCCUCAUUCCUGUUUUUUCUGUGGGGGACCCAAACCUCAAUGUGAACCAGACCCCUCCUUCUGCUUCCCAAGAUAUUCCUGACCAGGUGGGGAAAGAAGAAUCAGUGGAAAAGGUGAAUUCUUUUUCCUUUUUAAUUAGACAUAUCAGAUGUUCUCAUAUUGCUUUUUGAAAAUUAUUUCCAAUAUAUUUUAACAUUUUAGAGCAUGCUUCAGUUUAAAAAUGAUCUGUUUAUUUCAAGUCCAUGUGAGACUUUUUUUCCUCAUUUCCCUUUGUCUUCAUCACUGGUCCAUCCUCUCCAUUUGAUAUUUUCUCCCUUCGCCUUUCUGAUCCCACCCGUCAAUUUCUCAGGCAAGCCACCUCCUUCAAGCCCAUUGUUGGGUUCAGAUUCUUUCCUUCAGCCCUCUUGCUAUUUACGUCCUCUGCCUUUGGACUUUCUGCAUAUUAAAACUUGCUCAGAACAUCAUAGCUACUUCAGAUACACCAAUGUGUCGUACAAUAUGCAUACCUCCAAGGUGUGGACAAUGUACCUGUACCUGCAGCUGUUGAAGUACAUGCACACAGUAGCCCAGAUUAGAGCAGGCUUCCCAGUUAUAUACAUGACAUUAUUUAGAGGGUCUUCUUGCUGGUGGCACCCCACCUGUGGAAUUGCCUUCCCAGGGAGGAUCACAGAGGAGCCUUUUUAGUGUUAGAUGACCUUUUUAUUUAUCCAGGCCUUUUAAACAAUCGGCAUUUUGAGCAAACAAUUCUGGGUUCUCAUAGUUUUCUGUUUUAUAAUUUGAACUGCUUAUAUGUUUAGGGCAAGCAGGCUGACUUGCAUUCUGCCAUUAUAAUGAACAAUGUGGGACAGGGGAAUAUAAGGAGUAAUACAGAAAUCUGUCUUUUAAUGAGUCAAACCUUUGGUCCAUCUAUCUCAGGAUUUCAGACCUGAGGAUGCCAGGGUUUGAACCUGGCAUGUUUUGUAUGCAGAGCAGUUUCUCUACCACUGAACAACAAGCCCUUUGACAUAAGAAUCAGGUUCUGCAGUUUAUAGCUGCAAAAUGGUUCAACUGGCUGACUUGACACCUGGCAUUGUAAAUACCUUUGAGGAUGGUCCAUACCAAGGAUACAAAUGAUGAGGAAUGGCUUGUUUUGAAUGAGUUGGUUGUGUAAUGGCAGGUGCUGUGCAAAUCUACAUCACUGGGGGGGGGGUUCUGAAAAGAUUUCUCUUUUGGAUUGUAUCUUUUGCAAAAUGGUUUGUUUACUUAGGUCAGCAGUAAAGUCUAGUAUGUGUUUUAAUCUAAUGGUAGAGAAACAUAUUCAUAGUUCUUAUUUAAAAUGCCUUUCUUGGCCAAUGUAAGUCCAUAGGAUUUCAUUAUGAUGUCCCCACCCUGAAAGAGAUGGUCAAGUGGAGGGACAUUUGUGCAGUUUGCAAGUGAGUUUCAGGUGAAGAGGAUCAAUUGGACACUGACGGAGUGUGGCUGAGUGAGGAGCAGAAAAGUGAUGGGGGAGGAGAUGAAAAAGUGCUAUAUGGUCAUGGCUGUGGCAACCUAGUCAAGGCUGAAUCACACCCCACCAUUGUAAUGAGAAAUGGGGAGUGGAGACAUUAAGUUCUAUGGCUUAUAGUUUGAAACUUGGCAACAUAUUUUUUUGUAUAGUGCCUUCCUGCAAGUGCAGGACAUGAUUAGACAUGGUUACGAUUGUGCUGUAAGACUUACUGAACAGAACACUCAGCCGUGCACAGACCCUGUAACCUGAGUUCCCACUAGACUGAUGUAAGAUCAAGCACAUCGGAAGUCUUUACCAUUGCUUGGAAGAAACUCUUGUUGUUCCUUUCAUUCUCCAUACCCUCAGCACAAAUUAAAGAAGCAACCAGGUCCUUUCCCCUUGAGCCAACAAGCAUGUGCUAGAGAACUCAGACGUGGGGAAGAGGGUUGGUAGCAACUACAUAAGUAUGUCCAGGCAGUAUCUUUGGGCCGCUGCAUAAAAUGAUGACUAGGGCUGCAAUCCUAAUCCGGCUUACCUAGGAAUAAGCACCAUUGAAUUGAAUAGUACUUUCCUCUGAUUAGACAUGGUUAGGAUUGUGUUGUAAAACACUCCAGAAAUACCUGAUGUGUAAAAGAGAUAGAAAAAGAUUCUCCUGGUCACAGCAACCACCUGAAACUUAAGUAGUAUUGGUUCCAGUUAUAUUCCCAACCUGCAAAAAUGCCAUUGAGUGUAAUCCGCUGUCAUACAUCAUAAAUCAAUUCCACAGGUGCAUGUUGGGAUGAUCAGGAUGGAACCGAAGUUUGUUCUAUUCCUACAUAAUUCAUCAAAUGAAAUUUCAUUGGAACAAGUAUCAUGUCCUAUAAGCAACUUCCACACCAUCAGGUAUUUGGAAAAUUGACUAGGUAUGAAAACUCACAUGGCCAUUGUGUCACAAUGUGCCUAAGUUCAACUAACCUUUGUGGUGGGAGGCCCAGCUAACUGGGGAUAAGAUCUGACACAGAGGUUCCUCUCUGGGCUCCAGCUAUAGAGAACGUUCAGCUGGAAAAGAGGGGACUAGAGAAAGACUGUAACAUGGGGAAGGGAAGCAAGAGAGAGAAAGACUAGAGAGUUUGUGUGGGGCACUGAACUGUUUUACUAAUCUGUGCAAGUGAAAGGACAGAAUGGCAAGGUAAACCUUAAUUAUACAGAAUGCUAACAUGUCUGGAAGGGUGUGUGUGUGGCAUAUACUUUAGAGAAAGAGGGGAAGUUGCCUGU